AAUGUGCCGGACUAUCAUGGGGGCGCUUCUUUUUUUGUGGACAAAAAGUUAACAGUUAGUGAAAACCACGAAGACACGGCUACAGUAGUCCGCAUAUCAAAAUAGUGCUGACGCGCGAGGCUUCCUGGUUUCUGGAAAGUUUUACAGGUGAUUUCUCAACCGUCAGGCAGGUAUGCCGGAAACUCCGAAAGCCCCUGGUCACAGCUAUGCAAUAUCAGGUCAUGAACUCUCCGCCACCAAAAUUAGGACGUGAGCAGCGCUGCAGAAUAAAUAGGACAUCGUCUAGAACAGCGAUUCAUACCCCACACCCGCCUUUCCUCUGUUUGUGGGAGGAAUAAUGACACGUUAAGCGGAAAGGAAGAUUUCAGUUCUUCUCUGUUGACUAGCUAGACAAACGCGAGGAAAUAUGGAUAGGACAUGUAUACACAUAAAGGGAGAGUUCCUGUGCACCUUUUUGGUCGGGAUCGUCUUGGCGUCUAGCUCGAAGAGCAACGGCCAGCAGGGGGCUGUGGACAGGUAUUACGCAGCUUCUGGGCAGUUCUUCCAGCUGAAGCAUGGUGUUGCCCCUGGAAAGCUGGGUGGAAAUGUAACUUUUACCUGGGGCAGAGGUGCUCAUGGAAAUCUGGAUAGGACAUCAUCACGAGUCAGAAUCAUCAAUGGCUCCCUGUUCUUCUUACCUGUUCAUCUCUCAGACGAAGGAUACUACACAUGGAAAACAAGCAGUGAUGUCACAGGGGCAUGGACUGUGGAGAAGACAGUGUUCCUCUCUGUGGUGGGAGGGGCUUGUCCAGAACACAGUGACAUUAUCCCAGUCCAGAAGGGCACCACUGACAGCCUACACUGUGGGCUGCAGGAGAUCUUCACUUUAGAUAAGAGCACAGAAAUCAGCUGGCUGAAGGAUUGCAACCCUAUGAAUUUCCAUGAAAAGAAUAUCAGAAUCACCCACGUGAGUGACAAGGAUGAAGGAAAUUAUACCUGUUUAAUAAAUUUCACCUUUGAGGGGAAGAAGUUCAGUACUUCUUGGACGAUACAGCUGAGGCUUAAGGAUGACCCACCUUUGCUGGAACCCAAGGUGAUUCGCCCCCAGAAUGAAACCAUCAGAGUUAAACCAGGUGUGAAAGCAGAGCUGGACUGCAAAGUGUUUGUGGGCAUGAACAAGGAAAUAUUUGAUGAGACCAAUGUCUACUGGUUGGUCAACCACACCCUCAUUGAAAUUUACAGUCACCCCAUGAAGAAAGUAGAUGAAGAUUCUGAGGGGAUAUACAAGCUCUCCAGGCUGGUUAUUGAAGAGGUGCGGCCAGAGCUCUUCCAUGUGCCUUUCCAAUGCAUCGUCUGCAACAGCCUGGGCCAGGACAUGGGCGUGGCUCACCUGGCUCCAGUGGAUGACAGAAACCUCCACAUAUUUGUCUGUGCAGCUGUUCCUGUGAUUGUCAUCAUGGUAAUAAUUUACCAUCACUUCAAGGUUGACAUCACGCUGACAUAUUGGAGGCUCCGCCCCUUCAAGACGAUUGAGGAUGGGAAGCUGUAUGAUGCAUAUGUCAGCUGUGUCCACAAUGAAGCGCUGUGCUCCUUCCAGCUGGAGAACUUCUGCCUGCAGGUUCUGCCAGAGGUACUGGAGCAUUGCCAUGGCUAUAACCUGUUCAUCCGUGGCCGAGAUGACCUGCCUGGGGAAGCUGCUCCAGAUGUAAUUUCUGAAGCCAUUGGGAUGAGUCGGAGGCUGAUCAUUGUGGUUUCAGCCCACAGUCAUGGAGACCUGGAUGUUGAGGGUUCUGUGUUGUUGGGUCUAAAGUUGGGCCCAGGGAGGGAUAGGCAUGGAGACCAGCCUGAUUUGGAGCAGCAGAUCGGCCUCUACGAUGCCCUGGUGGAAGACAGGCUGCGGGUGAUCCUGGUAGAGAUUGGGAAGUGUGUUGAUUAUUCCCACUACCCAGAGUCCAUCCGCUACCUGAAGCAGAAACAAGGAGCCCUGAGGUAUAUACCCGGCAAUGGAGACCCCACAGCACCCCCUAACUGCCGAUUCUGGAAGUACUUCAGAUAUCACAUGCCACACAGGCCUGAAGGAAGCACCAGCACUAAAUCACUGCCCAGGCCCAACAGGCAGUUCUGCUUGUGAGAACCUCCAUGCUACCAUGUACACGAUUUUUCCCCCAGAUCUAGGGCAUCACUGCUGCUACAAAGCAGCAUGCAAAUCAACUGUGAUAAUGGGUUCCCAAGCACCUGCCCCCUUUGCCCCGUGUCCAAUGUGCCCCAUUCAUAAAAUAUUCAUAUUUGUAUUAUCAUUGUUGCUGUCAUUUAUUUUAAUUCAUUGGUAAAAUAUAUUCUGUACAAUAACUGUGUCAUAGAACAGUUUUCCUUGGUUUGUGGGCCCUUUUCUCACAUUGAGCAUCUGUUCUUCAGAAGGUCUCUGCAUGGCUCUGGACCUAACAUUACCUAAGAGGCAGUUAGGCAGGCUUACUUACCCAGCAGCCCCCACACCAGGUUCCACCUUCAACUUCAAUUUGAGGAAUUAAUGUAAUUCACUUGGAUACACAGUUAUAGUCACAACAUUUCCCAUAGAUUACAUGUACAGUAUACUUACCUGUAUGUAUUUUUCCUCAUGUUAAUUAGUUCAUGUAUUUUCUAUGAAAGUGAAUUAUUAGCAAUUUUUUUUUUUGGUUUAUUUAUAUUUCAUUUUAAAUUGUGGAUACCUUAUACUCAAUGCUUUGAUGCAUUCUGUUGGGGCAAGGUGAUUGACUUGACCUGGAAUAUUGCUGUGAAUCAGCAUUUUUAAAUUUAUGUUAAUGAACUGUGGUGUAACCACCAAUGAGGUAUGAUCUCACCUGAUAGGUAUGAUGCCCAAAGAUUGGUUCCACGUCAUUGGGUUUGGGUUAGGCUAGGUCCAGAAAUUCUGUAUUUUUUUCUGCCCACAACUGGUAAACUGUGGAGGGAGAUCAGAAGAUUCUGACAUUUUAUGAUCAAGAAUUUUAUGAUCAAAAAUGUGUUUACAUGGAAAAUGGUGAAAUACAUGAGACUGUAGUCUUAUGUCCAAAAUGAGUCAAAAGUGGCACCUAUUCCAAAAGGAGAGAUUUAAUUGAGGCUUUUAAAUUUAUUAAAGGGAUUAACGAAGGACGGAGUGUAGCACAGUGGGUAAGGCACUAGACUUGUAACCGAAAGGUCGCAGGUUCGAUGUCCGGGUAAGGACACUGCCGUUGUACCCUUGAGUAAGGUACUUAACCUGCAUUGCUUCAGUAUAUAUCCAGCUGUAUAAAUGGAUACAAUGUAAAAAAAAAAAUGCUAUGUAAAAGUUGUGUAAGUUGCUCUGGAUAAGAGCGUCUGCUAAAUGCCUGUAAUGUAAUGUAACAAAGUUAACUAUUCAAGUUGAAUUUGGUUAGCAGAACGAGUGGGCAUAAAUGGAAACUGGCAAAGGAUAAAUUUCACACAGACAUUAGGAAAUAUUCUUUCACAGAGUGUGGUCAAUGUGUGGAAUAGCUUGCCUGGACAUGUAGUGGAGGCAGAAACACUGGCGGUAUUCAAGGCCUGGCUUGAUACAUUGUUAGAUACUAUUUAGCUUUUAGGUAAACUAAGCAUUAAGUACAGCUUAGUGGUACGAAUACAUGAGCAGUGGUGAGCUGAAUGGUCUGUUCUCAUCAUACGUUAUGUUAUGUAAAUUGCAUUUUUGCUUUUUCAGCAAAAAAGAGAUAUUGUUGCAAAAUAUUGCAAAAAUCAUCAAAUUCUGUUCAUAAAUGUAGGAUGUUUUCAGGGUAUUUGUACCAGUACUGCAGCUUGAACCAUGUUUUCUUAACAUGUUAAGUGAGCAGGUUACAAGUCACUUCAUCAUACUUUCAUUUAUUCAAUACGUUUGUGCAAAAUGUGAAUCAUUUUAUAUUCUGAUAUUUUCCAAUACUUUUUCAAAAAAUGUGAAUUGGCACAUGUAUACUUUCCAUGCAUCAAUAUUUCAUAAAUAAGAAAAGCAAAUAA
Molecule: messenger RNA, 3954 nt
Organism: Anguilla rostrata (American eel)
Lineage: Eukaryota; Metazoa; Chordata; Actinopteri; Anguilliformes; Anguillidae
Product: interleukin-1 receptor-like 2
Exons: 11
Coding region: 407-2110 (567 amino acids)
Biological process (GO): signal transduction
Molecular function (GO): interleukin-1 receptor activity
Source: RefSeq, a predicted model, not a curated record